Molecule: messenger RNA, 1411 nt
Organism: Hibiscus syriacus
Lineage: Eukaryota; Viridiplantae; Streptophyta; Magnoliopsida; Malvales; Malvaceae
Product: ethylene-responsive transcription factor RAP2-12-like
Exons: 2
Coding region: 100-1263 (387 amino acids)
Biological process (GO): regulation of DNA-templated transcription; ethylene-activated signaling pathway
Molecular function (GO): DNA binding; DNA-binding transcription factor activity
Source: RefSeq, a predicted model, not a curated record
ACUACCAACCAACAAACCAAAAACAAAGAGCCGCUAUUAUACAUGUUUCUUACUUAAAUAUCUGAUCAAAUCAUCAAUCAAAUCUCCAAUUGAAUCAUCAUGUGUGGAGGAGCUAUUAUCUCUGGUUUUAUUGCUCCGACGCGGUCGCGACGGCUAACGGCUGACUUCUUGUGGCCCGAUCUGAAAAAUUCGGAACCCAAAAAGGGGUCGGGUAAAAGGUACCCGAAGCCGGUGUUCCAUUUCGCUGAUGAUUUUGAGGCUGACUUCCAGGACUUCAAGGAUGAGGAAUCUGACAUCGAUAACUACGAUGGCGAUAAUGUUUUAGUUGAUAUCAAGCCUUUUGCUUUCUCUGCCACAAAGAAACCAUCCUUAGCUGUCUCUCAUGGUCCGAACCCUGUAAAAUCUGUGCAAUUCAGAGGUCAAGCUGAGAAAUGUGCAAAAAGAAAGAGGAAGAACCAGUACCGAGGAAUUCGACAACGUCCAUGGGGCAAAUGGGCUGCUGAGAUCCGAGAUCCAAGGAAAGGGGUAAGGGUCUGGCUAGGUACUUUCAAUACUGCUGAAGAAGCUGCUAGAGCUUAUGAUGCUGAGGCAACAAGAAUUCGGGGUAAGAAAGCAAAGGUGAACUUCCCUGAUGAGAUUUCGCGUACCUCUCCAAAGCGUGCGAUUAAGACAAUUGAUGAGAAGCCACUUCUCAUGUCAAAUUUGAGCCCCGUUGAACCAAAUAUCAACAAGAAUUUCAAUUGCUUGGACAAACCAGAGCAGAACUACUAUGUUAUCAUGGAUUUUGUAGAAGAGAAGGCACCGAUCGAUCCAUUUGCAUAUGUGGACCCUGUUCCUGCUGCUGUAGAUGUUGGAUCUAAACCUUUUGCUCAAUCUGACAACUCUCCCUUGUAUUUCAAUUCGGACGACGGAAGCAACUCCUUUGACUCUUCUGACUUUGGCUGGGGAGAACAUGAUGCAAAGGCUCCCCAAAUAUUGUCUGUUCUUAAAGCUUCUACAGAAGGCGAUGAGUUUCUGGAGGAUGCGAAUCCUCAGAAGAAGCUGAAACCAAGUUCUGACAACGUUAUGCCUACUGAAGAGAAUUCUGGGAAGAGUUUGUCUGAUGAGCUAUUGGCUUUAGACGAUCAGAUUACAUUCAUUGAGGGAAGCUGGGAUGCUUCCAUUGACGCCUUUCUCAAUGGAGAUGCAACUCAACAUGGUGCAAACCCAAUGGAUCUUUGGAGCUUUGAUGACUUCCCUUACAUGACUGCUGGUCUUUUCUGAGCAAACAUGCUCUACUUGGUAGUUUUUUUUCUUCCUUUUUCCUGUAAAUGAGGCGUGUAAAUGAAGCUUCACCCCAACCCCCUGACAGCCGCUAUAUCAGCUGUGUUAUCUAUAACAUUAUUUUCAUUUUUAUGGAAGAAUGUUCAGC